Perca flavescens (yellow perch) is the source of this 2199-nucleotide messenger RNA. RefSeq names its product keratinocyte differentiation factor 1b (gene kdf1b). The record is from RefSeq and is a predicted model, not a curated record. Gene Ontology annotation, biological process: keratinocyte development; regulation of epidermal cell division. Gene Ontology annotation, cellular component: cell junction. The transcript has 4 exons. Lineage: Eukaryota; Metazoa; Chordata; Actinopteri; Perciformes; Percidae. Bases 202 to 1314 code for a protein of 370 amino acids.
UGGGGCUUUCCUCUACCUUGACGCUCAGGUACGGAUCUGGUCGAAACUUUACUGAAAGGGACAUUGUUCAGCGGAGUUGAUUUAUGGGACCUUCAAAAUGGAUUAAAAACAGAAAUGUUUAACGUAAGGUGGCGAAGACAACAUUAAUUCGGAAGUCAAAUUGUGGACGCACCGUGUAUACUAUCUUGGAGGCAGUAAGUCAUGUCCGUCGGCAGCCCUGGCUGUCUGAGACAAAGCUCCGGGCCCGGCAGCUCCAGGUAUGGACCCAGCCGGAGCAGCAGCCAGCGCUCGUCCUAUGAGGAGCGCUGUGUGGACCCAGUGGAAGACAGGCUCCCGACUCCAGAGCCAAAGACAGUCCACAAAGCUCACCUGAAAGAUGCUAACGGGAAGGAGUCUGAGACCAUCGGCUUCAUCCCUGGCUCAGCUGAGCCUCCCUCUGCGACCCAAACCUGCAAUCCCUGCGCUCCUCCGAGUAGCUGCAGGACCUUUGUGUGCAGCGUGCUCACCUGCGGCCUGUAUAGGGUCUGCCAGCGCUCCGUCCUCGCUCCGAGCCUGGCGCCAAACGAGAGCUCCCCAGACGAACCGGAGAAGGUGAGCCUCGGGCCUGUAAAGCCAGGAGACGACAAAGAAGAGGACUGCGCGGACUGGCUAGGGGACGUCCGCAUCGCCGGAGUCAAAGUCGACAGUCCGGGAGAGUAUUUAGAUGUUGAAGCCAAAUCUCCAUCGUACGCGCCUCCGCGCGGUGGUCAAACACCGCCCAGGCACGCGUCCCUGCACGACUCCAUGCGGUUUGAAGACUGGGAGGAUGGCGAGGAGGACGUGGAUUCUCUGAUCACGAAGAAGCUGCUGGAGCUCUACUCGGAGUAUCAGAUCGAGGAGUUGGCCCGGUGCACCUCGGACUCUGUGUUUCUGAGAAAGAGCAAGGCCAUCAACCAGCUCAUCAACUCCCUGGCAGAGGAGCACAAAAUGGGCGAGCAAGAGGCCGAGUGCCGGCUGGUGCGCGGCAUCAUCCGCAUCAGCACCCGGAAAAGCGCGAAGAGGAGGCCGCACAUCUCCAGGAGGGAGAGGACGCUGUCGGACAGCGGGAACGAGACAAUGAGGGAGAGCGAUUCCUUUUCGUUCAGCAACAACAAUGACUACAAAUCAAAUCCGAACAUCCAAAUAUCCGAACUGACCUCCUCCGACAAGUAUGCCAGAGAGAUGUGGAGGACCAAUGGAGGUCAUACUUCUACUUCUCCAGCUUCCUACUCGUCCUCUCACAGAGAGACUCAUUCUUCAGGUGUCCCGCUGAUGCGCACCUCUGUGAGAACAUGAUUUUGGCCCACCGAUGGCGAUCUACGCUCAAAAUGAUUUCAUGUCGUGCUGUAUCCACGAGGUCCCGUACGGGACAUUAAAAGGCGACACUCCUUGCACAUUCGUCUCUGGCUGAGCCGAGCUCUUUGUAGAGACCGUGGCUUUGCCGUGGAAAAAGAAAAUGUGAAUGUUCCCGUUGUCUGAAGGACUUCAGGGAUCUCAUGGCUCUGUGUGUACAUAUUUAUGCUCGAUACAUAGUGUGUGUGUACGUUUUGAAGGGUUGCUUGUUUGAAAGCUUGCCCUUGCAGGCAGAUGUCGCCAGCUGAUCUUUGUGGCUCUUAUUGUACCCCGAUUAACCGUCCCCUCGACCUUUUUUUUGAAGGAGAACUGAUUUAUGUUCAUGAAACCCGACUCAUUUUGGCUGUUCCGAUUACUCUGCUGUUGUUAUGCAAAGGGCAUUUGGAUUUUUGGGAGGGGGCACAUUUCAUCAUCUUGUCAUCAUCAUAGAUUUGAUUUUAAACUAAUUUGUGUGAUUUUGAUUUGUGUGAACUGUAUUCAUUGCUUUCAAUUCAGUGGUUAUUGUUUCAGAUCAGAAAUGAUGUUCUGAUAGUUUUCAGAAUUUGCCAUAAGAGGUGUAGUGGCAACACUGUGAAAGGAUGAAAGAACAGUUGUCAGGAAGAGAAAGGCAGUUUUAUAUUAUGGCUCAAAUCCGGUAAUAUUGGGUGGAGUUCUUUAUGUGUGCCUGGUAGUAGACUAGAAAUAAGAAUUAUGUCAAAGGAACAGUUUGACCUUUUUGGGAAAUUUGCUUAUUGGCUUUCUUGCAAAAGAGUUACACGCUACAGCUUAGCAUAAAGACUGAAAGACUUCUGUUGCACGACUAAAACAACUUUUGAACGUACCACCAAA